Messenger RNA from Dentiscutata erythropus, 366 nucleotides. Lineage: Eukaryota; Fungi; Glomeromycota; Glomeromycetes; Diversisporales; Gigasporaceae. The record is from the annotation of a GenBank genome assembly.
CUUGCAUUAUCAAACCCCAACGAGGAUGAAAACUCCAAAGAGGAUGAAAAAUCCAUGUGGAAGAAUAUCGAAAACGAACUUGAAAAAAUACAAAUAGAGGAACUUGGAUAUGAUCAUCCAUUGUGCUCAGGAAUUUUGGAUGAUAGCUCAAAGCCUUUUACCGAAGAAGACAAAAAAGUCUUCAAGGCUCCAAGCAGGAAAUUUUUGAUACAACAUGAUGAAACAUUAAAGGAUAUUUGUAAGAAAUUUGUACUUGGAAAAACAGUUUAUCUGAAUUAUUUUUCAUUUUACUUACUCUUUGUUCGCAAGAACAGCAGAAAGAAUCAAGCAAAAAAAACACAAAUAAUUGGAAAGGAAACAACAUAA